AUCAAACUCCACUUGGACUGGGUUGUGGGCAGAGACACAGCACUGAGACUUUGGACUUGUGUUUUAUUGCUUGGCAAUAAUAAUUCACUGAGCUUGGUAGUUAAUGGCGUUUUGCUAAAAAUAUAAGACCAACGUUUCCAUAAGAAAGAGCGGUUGAAGCGCUGAAGGACAUGUCUCUGUCCGUUGUCAAAGCCCACGGAGUUGUAGCUUACACCCUCACCACGCCGGAGACUGACGGCUCAGUACCUCUGGUCUGCCACUUGUUCAAGAUACUGUGCUGCAGCUCUUUUUGCAAAGUGACACACAAACUGAAAAACCUUUUUAAUGGAAACCAGGGAGCCCUUGGGACUGUCCAGAUAAUGAUUGGGUUGGUGGCCUUCUCAUUUGGUACAGUCCUGUCUCAGACUUCAUACACAGAACGAACCCAGUACUGGAUCGGUGUAACGUGUAUUGUCUCUGGAAUUCUCUGUGUCAUUGCAGACAAGUUCCCCAGCCCAUGCUUGGUUUUGCUAACCAUACUGAUGAACACUGCGAGCGCCAUUAUUGCUGGCACGGCAGUCGUCUUCCUCGCGAUAGAUUUGCCUUGGGCUGCUUGGUGGCACGCCUGCUCUGAGGAGAAAGGAUACCAUUCUAGCAAAACGUACAUCGAGGAAUGUCUGAAAAACAAACAGAUCUUGUCUAUGAUCUCAACUAGUUUGAAGAGUUCGUUGUUGAUCUUUGGAGUGCUUCAGCUCUGCAUCAGCAUUGCUAUGGCUGUGCUGGGAUCCAAGACUCUUUGCAAGUACAAAGGCACCCAGCAGCUUCUUCCAGAACAUGAACAGCUCCUGGGUGUAACCAACGAAGACUGCCAUGUUCAGACUGUGCCUAACCCUACAUAACAGGUGCCACGGUGAUGAUGUGGUUUUGAUUUACCCAUGUCUUUUUGAUCUUAGAGAAAGAGGAGCGUGCACUACACAUAAUUGUAUCUUUAUUACUUGGGAUGAAAGGAGUCCUGAUCAAGGUUUCUGACCUCUUAUUAGCAGCAUGGUCCGCCAUGAGUUAAGAUCUUUCCCUUUGGUUGCUUGUUGUUGUACUUCAAGACUUUUCAAACACAAUGCUAUAGCUACACUGCUUGGCCUCUUUACAAGU
Messenger RNA from Polyodon spathula (Mississippi paddlefish), 1128 nucleotides. RefSeq names its product membrane-spanning 4-domains subfamily A member 5-like. The coding region runs from base 171 to 878 and encodes 235 amino acids. Gene Ontology annotation, cellular component: membrane. The record is from RefSeq and is a predicted model, not a curated record. The transcript is spliced from 7 exons. NCBI's taxonomy places the organism in Eukaryota, Metazoa, Chordata, Actinopteri, Acipenseriformes, Polyodontidae.